GGUAACGUGACUUCCUGGUAACGUGUUAGGUAGGAAAAGCAGUAAAAAAGUGCAUAUUAAGGGAGCAGAUUUGAAAUAAUAUUUAUACUUAACAAGAAAUAAUUAAAGGUUCAAUGGGGAGACCUAAAGAUUUACGCAUAUGGGAGCACUACCGUACUUUACCAAACAAGUCUGUUUCUUGCAAGCUUUGUAAUAAGGUCUACAAAUUCAGUAAUGCUGCCAAAAUGCUUCAACAUCUUAUCACUUGUCCAAAAUCUCCAGAAACAUUAAAAGACUCUAUGAAACUUAUAAAAGAUAGCUCGUCCAAAACCAAAAUGUCUGGACUGUCAGAGAUAGAGACAAAUGAUUCUUUUAUAAGCCCCUCGUCGUCUGCUAACACUACAAUAAAUGCUGAGUUUCAAGACACCGAUGAUCAUAUAAAAACAGAAUUAGCGAGAGCUAUAUUUGUAACAGGGACGCCAUUAUCGAUGGUGCAACAUCCUUUAUGGAUACAAUUUUUCGAAAAAUUGCAACCAAAAUUUAAAAUACCUUCACGUAAAGCUUUAGCGACAAAAUACUUAGAUAAAAUAUAUAGAGAAAUGCGUUUUGAGUUAAAUGAGGAACUAAAUGCUUGUAGUUACUUACACCUUCAGUGCGAUGGCUGGUCUAAUUUAAGAAAUGAAGGAAUAAUAAACUUUCUUAUAUCAAAACCUCAACCUGCAUACGUUAAAAGUUUGAAUACAGAAAGUAAUCCUCACACUAGUGAAUACCUUAGCCAAGAAGUUGAAAAAGUAAUGAAAGUGUAUGGAGCAAAUAAGUUUCUUGUACUUAUUGGCGAUAACGCUAGAAAUAUACAAAAGGCAUUCGAAUUAACAAAACUCAAAUAUCCACAUGUUGUUCCUCUCGGUUGCUGUGCACAUAUCCUUAACUUGUUGUGCCAAGAUAUUGUAAAGAUACAAGAAGUAACUGUGUUUAUUAUGCAAGCCAUAAAUAUAAUAAAAACUGUUAAAAGGAGUCAACGAUUAAGUUCCUUGUUGAUAAAAUCAAGGCAGGGUGAAGAUUCUACACAAACACUAAAAUUGCCUUGUGCUACAAGAUGGGGAAGUCAUGUUACUUCGUUAAAAAGUUUGAAAGCAAAUAAGAUAGCUUUGCAAAUAUUAACAGUUAGAGAAGAUGUGGUAAUUUCAAGAGAUAUUAAAGAUUUAAUUCUAAGUGAUGAUUUCUGGACGAAGACAGGGGAAUGUAUAAGUAUUUUGGAACCAGUCACUGAAAGCAUAUUUUACUUAGAGAGCGACCAGAAUCGUUUGCAUCGCACAUACAUUACAUUUAGAGAUGUACAAGCUAAGAUACGUUUUGCAUUAAAUGAGAUUUCGACAUUGAGCGAAGAAAGCAAACAGCAGAUUCUAACAUCAGUAUCUUCAAGAUGCAAUAUGGCAAUGAGGCCAAUACAUUUUGCAGCAUAUAUUCUAGACCCCAGGACUCUAGGAGUCGAACUUACUCAAGAGGAAGAACUUAAGGGUAUGGAGUUUAUCUACAAUUUAAGCCAACACUUAAGUUUGUCAAAUGUAAUGGCAGAUUUGGCGUGUUAUAAAGCUAAAGAAAACUUUUGGGCCAGAGGAUUUGUAUGGAGCUCAUUAGAUAGCAUUGAGCCCCUAAUAUGGUGGAAAGGUAUUUGUGGUUCCACUGAGUUAAACAAAGUAGCGAUUCGUAUUCUAUCAGCUCCCUGUACUUCGGCAGCCACUGAGCGUUCCUUUAGUAUCCAAGGCUACAUACAUAAUAACAAAAGAAAUCGACUUACAACUGAAAGAACUGAAAAAAUUUCAUUCAUUUGUUAUAACUGGAAUCUUAAACAUAAAGCUGAAUGCGAGGACAUUCAGUUUAAUGAAGAAAAUACCUUAGAAGCUUUCAUUGAGCAAGUAAAUGAACAUAACAGUUUAGACGAAAUAGAGCCUAUCGAACCUAUACAAUUCAUCGCUUGUAAUAACUCUGAAUCUGACAGUGAUUGACUGUAGUUUUACAUUUUACUUUCAUCUCUUUCUUAAUAAACUCAAAAUCAAAUUAAAAGUUUUUUAUUCUGUAGGCUGCAUAAUAAUAUUGUCUAUGUCCAGUAUAGUGGACGUCUUGCGGCUGAGAUGACGAUGAUGAAGUACAAAAUCAUAAACACCCAAAAAUUUGGGUGUUUAUGGGGUUUAAACCCAAUAAACCCAAAACACCCGGUUUUUACCCACCAGACUUUAAACCCACCCAGGUGGAUUGCCCAUCUCUAGUC
This is a messenger RNA of Galleria mellonella (greater wax moth), 2248 nucleotides long. RefSeq lists its product as uncharacterized. The transcript is spliced from 2 exons. The record is from RefSeq and is a predicted model, not a curated record. Bases 114 to 1985 code for a protein of 623 amino acids. Gene Ontology annotation, molecular function: protein dimerization activity; DNA binding. NCBI's taxonomy places the organism in Eukaryota, Metazoa, Arthropoda, Insecta, Lepidoptera, Pyralidae.